GAAAAUAAAUCUUCUAUGUGCACACCAUUAGGUCAGCAGGAAUGCCCGCUUUACCCCACUGAGUUGGCCUUUGCCUUGGACGCCUCUCAGGGGGUUAACCGUCAAGCCUUCAACAACAUGCGUGACACCGUCCUGCGCCUAGUCAAAGACAUUACCAUUGCAGAAAGUAACUGUCCAAGAGGAGCUCGUGUUGCUUUGACCUUAUACAACAGUGAAGUGACCACAGAGGUCCGCUUUGCAGAUGCAAUGAAGAAACGUGCCCUGGUCGAUCGCAUUGAAGGACUGCAGAUCCCACAGACAACAAAGCAACGCAACUUGGAAACAGCCAUGAGCUUUGUGGCCCAGAACACCUUCAAAAGAGUGCGGAGUGGUUUCCUCAUGAGGAAGGUGGCCAUCUUCUUUGUUGGCGGUCAAGUUGGUCAAGCACAAGGAAUUACUAAUGCAGCUCUCCGCCUCCAUGAUGCUGGAAUCGCCACUCUAUUGCUGGUCACCCGUGAGGACAGAGCACUCACCAGAGCAGUGCAGGUCAACAACACAGCACUGGCCCAAGUAAUUGUCAUUCCCAGCCCUGGAAAUUCACAGUACAAUUCAGUCAUCCAAAAAGUUAUGAACUGCCAUGUCUGCCUAGAUAUAUGUGCUCCAGACCAAAUGUGUGACUAUGUCCCCCCAUCGGGCACCCGAGAUAGAAGGUCUUCCACCUCAGACGUGGACAUCGACAUGGCUUUUGUCAUGGACAGCUCUGAGUCUACCUACCCAACAGUCUUUGCUGAGAUUAAACACUACAUAGCUCACAUAGUGGAGCGGCUUCAUGUGUCUUCAAAUCCCACAUCUUCUGUUCACCAUGCUAGAGUAUCUGUGAUUCAACAAGCACCUUAUGAGUUCCUGUACAACAAGACCGGCUCUCCUAUCCACGUGGACAUUGGCCUGACUGAGCACCACUCAUCUCAAGAUAUUGUCAAAUUCCUGCUGGAGAAGACGCCACAAUUAGAGGGUGGCCGUGCACUCGGAGCAGCGAUCGAAUCAACGGUGGAGCAUGUGUUUGAGAAAGCACCUCUGCAACGUGACAAGAAGGUCCUCAUGCUCUUUGUUACAGGAAGUGUGGAAGAAGAGGAGGAGCAACUGGUGCGUAUUGCCACUGAGGUUAAGUGCAGAGGCUACUUCCUGAUCAUUUUUGCUGUGGGUGAAACUCUGAGUGCCACAGAUGCCCGCGUCUUGUCACGAAUGGUCAGUGAGCCUUCAGAUGUCUUCUUGAAGCGGCUGGACAGCAUCUCACACUUUUAUGACAGACACAUCCAGACCUUUGGCCAAUUGCUGCCCAAGUAUAUUAGCAUUGAAAAUGCUUUCUACAUGUCUCCUGAAGUCUCCAAAAACUGCAAGUGGUUUCAGAGUGACCAGCCACUAAAAACCCCCUUCACAUCAUCACAGCAACAUGAGAAGAAUCAGAAGCAUCAUGAACUUCACCAAGCAGUUCAUCAAAGAAAGCAUAAAGAUACCGAGGAGCUACAUGUCUCAAAUGUCACCUCCAACAGCUUGAAAUUGCGCUGGAGCAGCCCAGACCCCAAACUCUUUGUCUACUUUGAGGUAGCUGUGACACGCUUGCACGACCAUGUGUUGGUGCUGAAGACCAAUGUGUCAGGCACAGAUCUUUCUGUGGACAACUUGGAAAGCGCUCAAACAUAUCAUGCUGUGGUGACUGCUUAUACAGCAGAGGGUCAAAUUGUCUCCACCCGCAAAGGCAUCAUCACUACCAAAGUAGCAGAGCACAAGCCUGUCAGCCAAGGUGGCAGUCCUGUAAAUACCACACCACUGGACAAACCAGAAACUGUGCCAGAGCCUCAGCCAAAGGUUGAACUGGUUGAACAGAAGGAGAUCCUCCCAGCUCCCGCGGCCUCUACAGCUGUGGAUAUUUGCCAGCUUCCUAAAGAAGAAGGUACCUGUGCCAAAUUUGUCCUCAAGUGGCACUAUGACACCCUCAGCAAGAGCUGCACUCGCUUCUGGUAUGGAGGCUGCGGUGGAAACCAGAAUCGCUUCGACACACAUGAGAAAUGUGUGAAAGCUUGUGGAAAACCAGCACCUGUCAACCAAGGCGUCAUUGCUUCAAUAAGAACAUAGAACAAAGGUGACAGACAUGGCCAGCUUUGACCUCUGUGUGGGGGAUACUGAGGAGAACCAUCCAAAAUGGCCAUACUGUAAAGAUGCAAUACCAAAGCAACGGUGGCUGCACUGGAUUCCACAAACAUGAACUUUAUCCCCAACGUUCUUGAAGUAGUCUUUUUAACAACAAGAAAGAAGGCAACACGAUUUGCUGCAUGAUUUGUUUUAACCUACUGGUGCUACAUAGUAAGUUUGUUUUAUAGAUGGACCUGUCAAGUGCAUUCAGUUUUGUAAGUCAACUUUUCUGGAACAAUGACAUCAUAUGAGUUUUCAUAAUUCUUAAAAUGCAUUUUUUUUCUAAAUAAACAAGAAACAUAUAUGAAUAUCUUGGACAGAGAUCAGUUAUAAAUCAGUACAUGCAGGACUGGCAUUACACAAUGCAGUAAUCAGUUGUUGUUGUUGUUGUUGUUUUUUAACUUUUUUUUUUUGUAUUUUUUACAUUCCACAUUCACAUAGUAACAUUGGUUUAUCAUGUUUUAAACUCACUUGAUCCCUGUGGAAUCAUCACGUCACUAUUUCACAGUCACAGAAUCCACAGCAAUGUUUACACAGGUCAUGUAAGGCAGUGUGUGUAUUUAAAUGACAGCGACCAACUGCUCAGAAGCAAACAUUAAUGUAAUGUUAAGUGCACUUUUGGAUCCAUUGCCUCGAACACAUGAUUUCCAGCUAUUAAAAGGGAAUGUACUUGUCAAGUUGUUAUUUUUUGUUUUAUUUGGAUUUGCUGAAAUUUCUGUUUCAUCUGGGUAACGGAAAUAAAAAUGAAUUAGACUUUCUAAUAAACAUGAGCAACUGA
Messenger RNA from Acanthochromis polyacanthus (spiny chromis), 2947 nucleotides. Its product is annotated as collagen alpha-3(VI) chain-like. Bases 16 to 2112 code for a protein of 698 amino acids. The transcript has 10 exons. Gene Ontology annotation, molecular function: serine-type endopeptidase inhibitor activity; protein binding. The record is from RefSeq and is a predicted model, not a curated record. NCBI's taxonomy places the organism in Eukaryota, Metazoa, Chordata, Actinopteri, Pomacentridae.